Molecule: messenger RNA, 2140 nt
Organism: Glycine soja
Lineage: Eukaryota; Viridiplantae; Streptophyta; Magnoliopsida; Fabales; Fabaceae
Product: mitochondrial carrier protein CoAc1-like
Exons: 7
Coding region: 552-1571 (339 amino acids)
Biological process (GO): transmembrane transport
Source: RefSeq, a predicted model, not a curated record
GAUACGAUGUAACUGCAAACUGGCAAUUGCAAGGAAGAGAGAAUACUGACGUUGAAAAAGGGGGCUCAUUUAAUCAAAGAAACCAAAUCAAAACAAAACAAACAAACCCAAAAAAAUUCAAUUCCAAUUCUAAGGAGAACAGGUAUCUUCCCCAACUCUCACAUCACAUACCUGUUCUCCUUUUUUUUCCCCUUUCCACCAAAGCCAGGGUUUUUCUCUUUCAAUUUUCAUGCCACUCAGAUUCACGGGAUUAUGUUUCUUCUGCCACACAAACCCUUUUUCGUCUUCGGUGUAAACUCCUCUUCCUUGUUGCAAUUGAAAAGGGUCCCUUUGUUUGUUCUUGUCUGCUGUUGUUGAUGUCUAUUAUUGUUGCUGAAGGGAAUUGGCUUGUGAUUGUGAACACACCCAAUUCCUCGCCAUUGCAACACACCCACUUGUCUUUCUCUAAACGCAGAUGGGAUAAGGCGUUUUCUGAGCUCCAGAGUGGAUAGUAUCUGAAUCAGAUUCAUAGCUAUAACAAUUAAAUUGCGGUUUUUAAUAUUUUGGAAUCAAUGGAUUCUUCACAAGGGUCUACCAUUGCUGGUUUCGUGGACAAUGCAUCCAUUCAGAGGAAUGAGACUAGUUUUGAUGGCGUUCCCGUGUAUGUUAAGGAACUAAUUGCUGGAGGCUUUGCUGGUGCGCUUUCUAAGACUACCGUUGCACCCCUCGAACGGGUUAAGAUACUUUGGCAGACAAGGACACCAGGAUUUCAUUCUCUUGGGGUGUACCAAUCUAUGAAUAAGUUACUAAAGCAUGAAGGUUUUCUAGGAUUAUAUAAGGGAAAUGGAGCUAGUGUUAUCCGCAUUGUUCCAUAUGCAGCCUUGCAUUUUAUGACAUAUGAGCGCUACAAAAGUUGGAUCUUGAAUAAUUAUCCUGCGUUAGGUACAGGUCCUUUUAUUGAUCUUUUAGCAGGCUCUGCUGCCGGAGGAACUUCAGUUUUAUGUACCUACCCCUUGGAUCUUGCCCGUACCAAACUUGCUUACCAGGUGGCAGACACCAGAGGAGGAAGUAUCAAAGAUGGUAUGAAAGGAGUUCAACCUGCACAUAAUGGCAUUAAAGGUGUGCUUACAAGUGUCUAUAAGGAAGGGGGAGUUCGUGGACUUUAUAGGGGUGCAGGACCAACCCUUACCGGAAUUCUACCAUAUGCUGGUUUAAAGUUCUACAUGUAUGAGAAAUUGAAGACUCAUGUUCCUGAAGAACAUCAAAGGUCCAUUAUGAUGCGUCUUUCUUGUGGUGCUCUAGCUGGAUUGUUUGGACAGACUUUAACAUACCCUUUAGAUGUUGUCAAGAGACAGAUGCAGGUUGGCAGCCUGCAAAAUGCUGCUCAUGAGGAUGCCAGAUACAAAAGUACAAUUGAUGCACUUAGGAUGAUUGUUCGCAAUCAAGGCUGGAGGCAGCUGUUUCAUGGCGUAAGCAUUAACUAUAUAAGGAUUGUUCCUUCAGCUGCAAUUAGUUUCACCACAUACGACAUGAUGAAGUCUUGGCUUGGCAUACCACCGCAACAAAAGUCUCGAUCAGUUUCGGCAGCAUGAUUGCUCUGUGCUCACCCGUGAUGGCAAUAACUUACAAUGUCACUUUCUAAUUGACUCUAAUUUUACAGGAAUGUCUCUUACUGAGUAUUACUGCAUAUGAUUACCACAGAUUAUUGUUAGAGGAAACCCUUUUGGUUAAAAUUAACUAAUGCUCAAGUUUGUUUGUCGUAUCUGGAAAGUUCCUUCAUAGUGCUACUCAUUAUUUCUUUAACCUUAAAACGUAACUUGUAUACAUUUAUACUAAACUGUGGAUGCAAUGCAAUGCAAUACAAAGGUAACUAACUAUCUUCAUGAAUAAGCUAGGACGUGUUCUGUUGACUGUUGAGGCUGAGCAUAAAUUCUAGUUGUCAAAGCCGUAUAGGGAUGGCUAAUGUCACAGGAAUCAUCAUCAUGGUUUGAAUGAUUCUCACUGGGUAAGAUUUUAGAUGACUGCAAUGCUAGGAUGUAUAUGUACACAUGGUACAGCAUGCUAAUGGCUUUACAAAGCACGAGGUAGCGCUUAUGUAUUUAUUUUUAUAUCAUGCUCAUGCCUGAUGUAAGUCUACUAUUAUGAUGUCCAUCAUAAAAAA